UGUAAAACCUUAUUAUUGUCACACAAAUUCCCUACUCCUACUCUUUUGGAUCAUCAAGACAUUCCAUCUUCAAACUUAAGAAUAUUUCUUAAUCUUUUCUUGCCAUCUUCACCCCGCAUCUCUCUCCACAAACAUCUCACUCAAACACACCUCACACACACUUUCUGCAUUCGUCUAUGCAGUCUCACUUGCAUCAACAUCAUCACAUUAACAAUUUUUCAUACAUAUCAUAACCAUAAUCAUAAUCAUAGUCCCUUUUGAAUGCAAAAACUCUUAUGGCAUUGUUUAAGACACGUAACAAUAGGAGAUCAUCAUCACCAUCAUAUGUAUCAACCUUGGUAACAUUAGGAUUUAUAGCACUAUGUGUUUUUGGUGUAUGGAUGCUAAACUCCAACUCUAUGUUUUCAUCUCAAACACAAAGUGACGAAGAGAGCAUCGCCACACGAACGGCCAUUGAUACAUCUGAAAACACGAAUAAUGAUUUCUCUACCACCGAUGAUUCCACGGAAACCACCACCACCACCACCACCAAAACCACUGAAGAGCCGGUAGAAAUCACCACCGUCGUCCCCAAAACCGAAGAGCGAAAGGAGACUCCGACGGCCGUCUACGGAGAUAAUCCUGGUCAUCUACCCGAGGAUGCUAUCAAAUCUGAUGACAAAAAUGUAAACAACGAUGCAAACAAACAACAGAGUGCUGUUAGUGACUCUCAGAUAUCGGAGGAAAGCUCGAUAACACAAAAAGAACAAGUCUCCGCAAUACAAGAAGCUAGUGUAGACAAUGUUGAGAAAGUUUCCGAGCCUGAGAAAGUCCAACAAAGUACCAUUGAAGCCUCCGAAGAAAACAAAAAGGCCGAAGAAGAGAUUACCAAGCCUCAAGACGUUAGGGAAUCUAAGGACGUAAGUGCCGCUGAAAAUCAAGAACAAAACACGGGACAACAACAACAAGAUGUUCCAAGUUUCAACACAGAAGGGUCUAAAAACGACGAAGAUGAAGCAAAUAAAGAACAAUUACGAGAAGACAAAGGCGAGACUGAAGAGCAACAAAGCUCACAAGUCUCUAAGGAAGCAUCAGAGAAAAAAAAUGAAAAGCAAAAUGAAGGUGAAGAAACUGUGAAGCCGAAAGCAGAGAAGAAAGGAGGAAAGGCAAAGAAGGCGUGGUCAACGCAAGCAGAUCAGUCGCAAAAAGAAAAAAAGAGAAAGAAAGGUGAAGAAUCAUCAGGAGGAAGUGAGGAGAAAGUACAAGACCAGAAAUGGAGUCUGUGCAAUGUUACUGCAGGUGCUGAUUAUAUUCCUUGUUUGGACAACGAAAAAGCCAUAAAAAAGUUACGUUCCACAAAACACUUUGAACAUAGAGAAAGGCAUUGUCCUGAGGAAGGGCCUACUUGCCUUGUGUCACUUCCUAAAGGUUACAAAACAUCCAUCAAAUGGCCUAACAGCAGAGAUAAGAUAUGGUACCACAAUGUACCACACGCGAAGCUGGCGGAGGUAAAGGGGCAUCAAAAUUGGGUGAAGCUGACAGGUGAAUUCUUGACAUUCCCAGGAGGUGGAACUCAAUUCAUUCAUGGAGCUCUACACUACAUUGAUUUUCUGCAACAGGCUGAAGCUGGAAUUGCAUGGGGAAAGCACACCAGGGUGAUUUUGGAUGUUGGGUGUGGGGUUGGAAGUUUUGGCGGCUACUUAUUCGAUAGAGAUGUUAUUGCAAUGUCUUUAGCACCGAAAGAUGAGCAUGAAGCACAGGUUCAAUUUGCCCUUGAGAGAGGGAUUCCUGCCAUAUCUGCUGUCAUGGGUUCUCAAAGGCUGCCAUUCCCCAACGGCGUUUUUGAUCUCGUUCAUUGUGCACGUUGCCGAGUACCUUGGCAUGUAGAAGGUGGCAAGCUGCUUUUGGAAUUGAAUCGAGUUUUGAGACCAGGUGGUUAUUUUGCUUGGUCUGCUACUCCUGUAUACCAAAAGCUUGCAGAAGAUGUCCAGAUAUGGAAGGAUAUGACCGCACUAACUAAGGCCAUGUGUUGGGAGCUUGUGACUAUCAACAAGGAUGAACUGAACCAUGUUGGUGCCGCCAUUUAUCGCAAACCCACUUCCAACGAAUGUUACGAGCAAAGAGAGAAAAACGAACCUCCACUAUGCAAGGAUGAUGAUGAUCCAAAUGCUGCCUGGUAUGUACCUCUGCAGGCAUGCUUGCAUAAGGUGCCCGUAAACAAGGUUGAGAGAGGAGCCAAAUGGCCUGAAGUUUGGCCUAAACGGCUGCAAAAAGCCCCAUAUUGGUUAAACAACUCACAGGUGGGGAUCUAUGGAAAACCAGCUUCCAAAGAUUUUGUAGAAGACACUGAACGUUGGAAGAACACUAUCGACGAGUUGAGCAACAUUGGUGUAACUUGGUCUAAUGUGAGAAAUGCCAUGGAUAUGAGAGCUGUCUAUGGAGGGUUUGCAGCAGCUUUGAGGGAACUUCCAAUUUGGGUGUUCAAUAUUGUGAACAUAGAUGCUCCUGACACACUACCAAUAAUCUAUGAGAGGGGUCUUUUUGGGAUAUACCAUGACUGGUGUGAAUCUUUCAGCACAUAUCCACGAACUUACGAUCUACUACAUGCAGAUAAACUUUUCUCAAAGAUAAAAGAGAGGUGCAAAAUUGUUCCUGUUAUUGCAGAGGUGGAUAGAAUAAUGAGACCGGGAGGGACGUUGAUUGUCCGCGAUGAAUCUAGCACCCUUAGCGAAGUUGAAACUUUGUUAAAAUCUCUACAUUGGGAGAUAGUUUACUCUAAAGAACAAGAGAGUUUGCUCUGUGCAAAGAAAGGAACUUGGCGGCCUAAGUCUGUAGCUUCUUCCUCCUGAUAAUUGGUUGACAUUCCCAAUUUAACUUAAGGCUCCUUCUCGGGAAAAGCUGUGAAGAGGCAGUAAUGUGCAUUUGAUCUCUCAUGUCAUCAACCUUCUAUGCCCCAUCAGUUGUCCAGAAAACAGUCGCACUUAAUUUUUUUAAUUUUAUUUUCAUUGCAUAUGUAUCUCAGUUUUCAGUUUAAUUGUCCCGAGAUACAGAGAGAUUCAGAUCACACACGACAGUCGUCAUACAGCGAACACCUACAUGCAGAUUUAGAUUUUAGUUGUCAAUAUAACAUGUCUGGUUCUGUUAUAUAUGUUUAGUUGUUUACAUUAAGCACUAGUAAAUUUCUAAUUCAUUAGGUUACUCAAAACAGAACCGUUCUAUUAAUUUUUUGGUGCAAAAGCAUAAUUAUUCUAUUGAAUAGACGUAGUUUAUAAGACAAGACAAUUCGACAUUGGCUCCUUUGU
Messenger RNA from Trifolium pratense (red clover), 3281 nucleotides. Its product is annotated as probable methyltransferase PMT27. The transcript has 8 exons. Gene Ontology annotation, molecular function: methyltransferase activity. The record is from RefSeq and is a predicted model, not a curated record. Gene Ontology annotation, cellular component: trans-Golgi network; endosome; cytoplasm. Bases 276 to 2828 code for a protein of 850 amino acids. NCBI's taxonomy places the organism in Eukaryota, Viridiplantae, Streptophyta, Magnoliopsida, Fabales, Fabaceae.